AUGAUAUAGAAAAUCACGCAUUUAUCUAAAAAUGCAAUUAAAAACAUAGUAGAAAGCAACACGGAAUGUCUUCCGAUGUUUAUUUAAAUAAUAUAAUUAUUAGAUGCAAAAGUAUCUGAGAAAUUAGGAUAGAUCACUAAAUGUAAAUGUAGUGACGGAUACUCUGCAUUAGAUAUUUCUAUAAUCAACUUAGACCAAACUAUUUCAGAAAAAAUUGAUGAAAAUAAACCUAUUAUAGAGGUGUUAGAAUUUAGAUCAAAACAAAAUUUACAUAUAAUAACAAAGUUCAAGUUGGUGUUUGAAAAAUCAAAACUUGUGGGAUAACCUAUAAAUUUUAAUUUAUAUUAAGAAACGGUAAAAAAUUUACACUUAAAUAUUAUUUUAGAAUUAUUAAAAUCCCCAUGGUAACUCAGAAAUACUUCUAAUAAAAAUAAAUUAAAACUUGAAGUUAAAAUAACAUCAAUAAAUAGAAUAGAGUGUGCAAUAAUAAUAUAGUUAAAUUAUUGAAGAAAAAUAAAUUAAUUAAAUAAAAAUAUUAAAAUAGGAUAAUGAUGAAAAAAAUAUAAAAUAAUAAAAACAAUAAAUAGGAUGCAUUUCAUCACUCUAUUCUAAUUUAAGAAAGUUUAAAAUUAGAGGGAGGGUUAUUUUAAAAUCAAAUAUAACUUAAUUUAAAAGUGGAAAAGGUCAAUUAUUUCAAAUUGAAAUCAUAGAUUAAGAAAAUUUAACAAUAUCUGGAAUAUUCUUUAAUAAAUAAUGUGAAACAUUUUUUGAAAAGAUUGAAAUUGGGAAAGUUUAUGAAUUCGAAAAUGGAAUAAUUAAAACAAAUAGAAAAUCAAAAAAUAGUUAAUUUGAAAGUGAAUAUUAAAUUCAUUUUGAAGAUUAUUCUUUAAUUACAGAAAUUUAUGAUGAUUAAUCAAUAUAAGGAUGUAUUUUUGAUUUAAAACUAAUAAAAUAAAUUGAUUUUAUGGAACCAGAUUAAAAAAUAGAUAUAUUAUGUUUUGUAAUUAAUGUCUAAAAACCAUCUUAUAUAAAAAAUAGAUAAAAUGAAAACGUUGUAAAAAAAACUAUAACAGUUUAUGAUUAAAGCUCUAGAAGUAUUGAUAUAACUUUUUUUGGCCAAUAAGCAGAAAAAUUUGAUUUUUAAAAGUACGAUAUUGCAGCAUUUAAAAAUCUUAAAAUAUCAGAUUAUUUAGGAAAUAAAUCCUUGAUUUUUACUAAUUAAUCUAUUUAUUAAUAAGACAUUUCACAAUUUGAACAACUUAAUUAAUUCCAAGAAUUUAUAUUUUUUUUUGAGUAAAAUAAAAACUUCGUUGAAAUAAAACCUAGAGAUACAAAUACAAAAAUGUAAACAUCUUACAUUAAUCAAAUAAAAAUAGAUUUUGAUGAAAAAAAUGACAUUAAAUUUUAAAAAUUUUAUGAAAUUAGAGGUUAUAUUAUAUCAAUUUCAUAAAAAAAUAAUCUAUAUUAUGAGGCUUGUGAAUUGUGUAACAGAAAAAUUUAUUAAUAAGAUAAUAAAUAAUAUGAAUGUAAAAAUUGCACAAAAUUUUUUGAUAAGCCUUAAUACAAAUAUAUUUUUACUGUUCGAAUUGCUGAUACCACAGGAAAUUUGUAUUGUACUGUAUCUAAUUAACCAGGAAUUUUAAUAUUAAGUAUAUUUAUUUUUAAUAAUAAAAAAAAUAGAAGAAACGUGUGAAAAAUAAAAAUUCAAAAUGAUGAAUUUUCAUGAAAAAGAAGAUAUUAUAAAAAAAGCCAAUUAUUAAUAUUAUAAAUUUUUAAUAUUAGGAAAAUUAGAAUUAUAUAAUAAUGAAUUAAAACCCCGUUAU
Molecule: messenger RNA, 1823 nt
Organism: Paramecium primaurelia
Lineage: Eukaryota; Ciliophora; Oligohymenophorea; Peniculida; Parameciidae
Source: the annotation of a GenBank genome assembly